UGUUUCCCAACUGGUCCCCGGGAGCAUGUCCUGAUUGGCUUGCUCUGAAGGCGGAGACCGGACUGCUUCGAGACUAGGACCACUUCCUGAAGCGCGGGGCAGGAAAUUAUCUGGUGUAGUUGGAGUACCUCGGAGAAAGUGCUGUGUCCCGCAUUGGUAGCAGCGCGAGCCGUCCGAUCUUGCUGCAGUUAGUGCCGGUUUCCAUCGUAGCACCACGGCCUCCUUCUCCAGCUCCGAGCCCGGCGCGGCUGCCCGGGGGGCUCCUUCAGCCUCCUUGACGCCGCUCCAAGGGGCACUUAGCCAUCGCCCGGGUCUCCAGCCUGGAGACUAGCUCCCGGCUUCAGCUCUCCGAGCCGCAGUAAGAAGGGCCCUUGUCACCCUCGCUCUGCCUUUCUCUCCGAUCUGUCGAGACCCUGGUCCAGAGCGUCAGCCUUGGACCUCGGACUAGACGCAUCCAAGACGCUCAGCCCAGACCCCCCUCAGACAGGGCUUUUCAUCGUGUCUAAUAUGUCACCCACCAUCUCCCACAAGGACAACAGUCGGCAACGACGGCCAGGGUCUUUCAACCCCUCCCUGGAUAUGAAGAGCGGCCCUCUGCCGCCGGGCAGCUGGGAUGACACUCAUAUGGAGUGGGUGGGCGAAGAAGGGGACAAAGAAGCAUUACUUUCGGACGUCGGCACCGAUGAUUUCUCAAAACCACCGAGGAGUUGCCGGGCCGAAUUAAGCAGCAUUUUGCUGUUGCUUUUUCUUUACGUGCUUCAGGGCAUUCCUUUGGGCCUGGCGGGAAGCAUACCACUCAUUUUGCAGAGCAAAAAUGUCAGCUAUACAGAUCAAGCUUUCUUCAGUUUUGUCUUUUGGCCAUUCAGUCUCAAAUUGCUCUGGGCCCCUUUGGUUGAUGCGGUUUACUUUAGGAACUUCGGUCGUCGCAAAUCGUGGCUUGUCCCUACACAGUAUAUACUGGGAAUCUUCAUGAUAUAUUUAUCCACUCAGGUGGACCGUUUGCUCGGAAAUACCGAUGGCAGAGCCCCCGAUGUGGUUGCUCUCACAGUGACAUUCUUUUUGUUUGAAUUCCUGGCCGCCACUCAGGACAUCGCUGUGGAUGGUUGGGCAUUAACUAUGUUAUCUCGGGAGAACGUGGGUUAUGCUUCUACUUGCAAUUCAGUGGGCCAAACAGCGGGCUACUUUUUGGGCAAUGUUUUGUUUUUGGCCCUUGAAUCUGCCGACUUCUGUAACAAAUAUUUGCGAUUUCAGCCUCAACCCAGGGGCAUCGUUACUCUUUCAGAUUUCCUUUUUUUCUGGGGAAGUGUAUUUUUGAUAACAACAACUUUAGUUGCCAUUCUGAAAAAAGAAAACAAAGAGGUAUCAGUAGGAAAAGAAGAAACCCAAGGGAUCUCAGAUACUUACAAGCUGCUUUUUGCAAUUAUAAAAAUGCCAGCGGUUCUGACAUUUUGCCUUCUGAUUCUAACUGCAAAGAUUGGUUUUUCAGCAGCAGAUGCAGUAACGGGACUGAAACUGGUGGAAGAGGGAGUGCCUAAAGAACAUUUAGCCUUACUGGCAGUUCCCAUGGUUCCUUUGCAGAUCAUACUGCCUCUCAUUAUCAGCAAAUACACUGCAGGUCCCCAGCCACUAAACGUGUUUUACAAAGCUAUGCCCUACAGAUUAUUGCUUGGAUUGGAGUAUGCUCUACUGGUUUGGUGGACUCCUAAAGUAGAACAUCAAGGGGGAUUCCCUGUAUAUUACUAUGUUAUAGUGCUGCUGAGUUAUGCAUUACACCAGGUUACCUUGUAUAGCAUGUAUGUUUCCAUAAUGGCUUUUAAUGCGAAGGUUAGUGAUCCACUUAUUGGAGGAACUUAUAUGACCCUUUUAAAUACUGUGUCCAAUCUGGGAGGGAACUGGCCUUCCACCGUAGCCCUUUGGCUUGUCGACCCCCUCACUGUGAAAGAGUGUGUAGGAGCGUCAAACCAGAAUUGUCGAACACCUGAUGCUGUUGAGCUUUGCAAAAAACUCGGUGGCUCGUGUGUUACAGCGCUGGAUGGUUAUUAUGUGGAAUCCAUUAUUUGUGUGCUUAUUGGAUUUGGGUGGUGGUUCUUUCUUGGUACAAAAUUUAAAAAGUUACAAGAUGAAGGACCGUCUUCGUGGAAGUGCAAAAGGAGCAAUUAAUUAAUGCAAUCGCUACUGGGCAUUGUGAGAAAGACAGACUGAAUUACUGGUUGUACCUCCUACUAAUGACCUGGGCGGAAGGAAGAGUAAGCGGAGCCACAACACUUUUCCUUCAAGAAGAGGUGGUGUAAGGAUAGUUUGGGGUUACAAGAAUUUCACUGGGAACUAUUCCAAAAUCUCCUGCUUUUCCAUUUUUUAUGGGCUCUGGUAGUUAUAAUGUUGAAGACUUUCUUUAAAGGACAGUUUGGGAGUAUAGAGAAGAUGUUUUUGUUUCUUUACCAUUAGAACUUUGAGCCAAUUUUCCUGAAACUUGGGACCUGUGCUGAAGGAGAAGCCCUCAAAGUUCAUUGGUGCCUGGGUGGUGGGACGCCAUCCAGAAGACAUUAGUUUGCUAGGGCUGCCAAACACAAUGCUACAGACUGCAUGGCUUCAACAUCGCAAACAUUUUUUUCCACAAUUCUGGCGGCUAAAAGUCCAAGAUCAAGGUGGCAGCAGCUGUGGUGUCCCCUGAUGUCUCUCUCUCCUUGGUUUAGAGACUGCCAGCUUUUUGCUGUGUCUUCGCAUGACUUUUCUUUGUACACACACACAUCCCUGGUGUCUCUUCCCGUUAUAAGGACACCAGUCCUGUAGAAUUAGAACCCCAUCCUAUUGACUUAGCUUAACUUUAAUUACCUCCAUCAAAGCCCUAUCUCCAAACACAAUCACAUUGGGGUUUAGGGUCACCACAUGCGUUUUGGAGGGACAUAAUUUGGUGCAUAACAUAUUUGCUUCUCUAGUAUUCGAAUUUUAAGAGGAAAUGAGACCUGGGGCCAUGGCCAUAUCUCUGGGUUGUAAAUCUAGAGACAUAAGUUUGUCUUCCCUCCUGAAGACAUACAUUUACAUUCCAAAGAACCUAGGAUUCUUCCCAAGGAAAACUUGUUUACACUAAGGAAUUAAGAUUUCCUUUCUCUGAGGAAAGGAGGGCUUAGGUACAGCUGUCCUACAGAGCCACCCAUAUUCUUGUUUGUAUUGCAGGGUUCCUCACCUGUAUCACAAACCCCAGUACAUGUUGGCUCUGAUGAGCUGUUAAUGGGUCUGGUUCUCAUCAGUCACCACACAGGUGAGCAUUGGGUGUGUGGAACCAAUGUGAUCAUUAUAAGUAAUUAAUAAUUAAACCUAUCCCUACUCCAGAAACUUUGCGUGUACUUUCAGUACAAUACAAGUAAAUAAAACUUAAUAAGCACAUUUCAUCUGAUGUUUGUUGAAAUUGUAAUCUCUUUAAUACACAUUUUGGGGCUUUAUAUUAUGGUUAGGUCUUGGGAUAGUGAAAACCUGGGUCUUAGAACCCAGAGUUCAGUCUCAAGUGAUGUCUCUUUUUUAUAUUUUCUCCUGGUUUAAAAGGGGCAAAUCAUCCAAGGAAUCUAAUUUAAGGUAAUAAGUUAAAAGAAAAAGUCAGCACCUGUGGGUGGAGGAAAUAAUAAAUCUAGUAUUUGAGUAUCGAGGUAUGACUUGAGGCAAAAGAAAAAAAUUGGAAGGUUUAUGUGAAUAAAUCAGACCCUCCUAAAUUAGCCUUAUUACAUGACAGAAUGGGAUGGUGCAGCAGUGGACUACAAAUAGGACAAUCCUGUAAAAAUACUUCAUUCUGAACUUAAUGAUGUAAAGAUUACAAGCUUUAGAUCAUCACAGGCAUAUACUUAUACAUUCAUUAUCCUUGAUAUAUUGGUGUGUCCCUUAUAGCCUUUGAUUAUUGCUUGAUUCAAUAAUUUAUUAUCUUUUCUGCAAUAAAAAUUUCUUGACAUGUCUUUCUCCUUUAGAACUUCAUGAUUUACUCAGCAAAGAAAGGGCAAUGAAAGAAAGAGGAGGC
This is a messenger RNA of Artibeus jamaicensis (Jamaican fruit-eating bat), 4003 nucleotides long. RefSeq names its product solute carrier family 33 member 1 (gene SLC33A1). Bases 508 to 2160 code for a protein of 550 amino acids. Gene Ontology annotation, molecular function: acetyl-CoA transmembrane transporter activity. The record is from RefSeq and is a predicted model, not a curated record. Lineage: Eukaryota; Metazoa; Chordata; Mammalia; Chiroptera; Phyllostomidae. Gene Ontology annotation, cellular component: membrane. The transcript is spliced from 7 exons.